This is a messenger RNA of Tricharina praecox, 1884 nucleotides long. RefSeq names its product MBOAT, membrane-bound O-acyltransferase family-domain-containing protein. Gene Ontology annotation, cellular component: endoplasmic reticulum membrane. Gene Ontology annotation, biological process: ergosterol metabolic process. The transcript has 7 exons. Bases 153 to 1727 code for a protein of 524 amino acids. NCBI's taxonomy places the organism in Eukaryota, Fungi, Ascomycota, Pezizomycetes, Pezizales, Pyronemataceae. The record is from RefSeq and is a predicted model, not a curated record. Gene Ontology annotation, molecular function: ergosterol O-acyltransferase activity.
UCUAAAAGUACUUAGUGCCCGAAACCCGCUUCCCUGCUGAGCUCUAAUUUUGAACCGGUACUUCAGCUCCAGAGUUACUUUACUCCUCUCGAUGCUUCGCGCGACAACGACUUCUUCUCCUAUUCAUACGAGCAACCACAACGGCAUCUGAGAUGGCAACAACUACUUCGACAGCGAUACAUACGGCUGGUGGCGAUGGGGAAAUGCGUGAGAGGAGGGAGAAGGUGACGGAUAGAAGCAAUGGCAGUAGCAAUGACAGUGGCAAUGGUAAUACCAACGGCAAUGGAUUGCUCCGUCCGGAUCUCAAGAGGAACUCGAGCGACUCCUCAAUACUGUCUAGUGGAACAGCGACACCGCUCCCUGAAGACGCACCGCCGUCGCUGGUCUCGAUCAGCCAUGCCCGACACAUCCGAAGAAAACGGAUCUUCCCCACGGUCACGUACGAAAGCCGCGUGUCGCACUUCGACUCUCAGUCGCAGCACCACGACUUCCGAGGAUUCUUCACGCUGUUCUGGAUCGGGCUGUUCAUAAUGGUGCUCACUACUGCCCUGCGGAACCUGAAGGAUACCGGGAAGGUGCUGCGCACAAGCAUCUUCUCGCUGUUUGUCAAUACACCGAUGGAGCUCGGCGCGGCAGAGCUGUUGAUGGCGUUGAGUGUGGCGUUCUGUCUGCCGCUGCAGAAAGCCGUCAUGAGGGGUACGGUGAGCUGGGGGGUUUGGGGGUCGUAUCUACAACAUGUGCUUCAGGCCAUCUGGUUGGCUGUUUGGGUGUAUACGCCGUUCUUUCUGCAAUGGCAAUGGACACACCAAGUAUUUUUCACACUGCACGCUCUCACGCUGCUGAUGAAGAUCCACUCCUACUCCUUCUACUGCGGUCACCUCUCAGAAUGCUUCAAGAAGCUGCGCGCAAUGGACUCCUCGCCAGUCGAGACCGAGUCCGAGAAAACCGCGGAGCUGCGGGAUGCACUCGCUUUCGAGCUUACCAGUCCGUCGGGGAGAGUCACGUACCCGGAGAACCUGACACUGCACAACUUUGUGGAUUUCAUGCUAUGUCCUACGCUGUGCUACGAGUUGUCUUAUCCCAGGACUGAAGGUAUUCGCUGGGGCAAAGUCGCCGAAAAGGCCGCCGCCAUCUUUGGAUGCAUAUUUCUUCUGACUGUCGUCAGCGAGGAGUUUAUCCUCCCUGUGAUGAAUGAAGCAUCUGCGCACCUUGAGAAUGCGCGGACGGCCUUCGAGACGGUUGUUAUCCUUAUGGAGAGCAUUAGCAUGCUUCUCUUCCCGUUCAUGGUGACCUUCCUCCUUGUUUUCCUCGUAAUCUUCGAAUACGUUCUCGGCGCCUUUGCGGAAAUCACCUGUUUCGCCGACCGCCACUUUUAUUCCGACUGGUGGAACAGCACGGACUGGCUCGAGUUUUCGCGCGAAUGGAACAUUCCCGUGCACCGUUUCCUGCAACGCCACGUCUACGGUGUCAGCCGUGCGCACAUGUCGCGUCCCCUCGCCAUGUUCGUCACAUUCCUCAUUUCCGCGCUCGCCCAUGAACUGGUGAUGUUCUGCAUCACCCAGAAGCUCCGUGGUUACGGCUUUGCCUGCCAGAUGCUGCAGCUGCCCAUCAUUGCCGUGCAGAGAACGCCGUGGCUCAAGAAGAGGCGCACCUUCAAUAAUAUUAUGUUCUGGUGCUCGAUGAUUUAUGGGUUGGCUAUGAUCAGUGCAUUAUAUGUACUCCUCUGAAGCCCCGCCUGCCUUUCCUUCUUCUCAACUUUCCUUGACAUUUGUACCAUCAUAUAGCUAGCAUAUAUUGAGCCCCCCCUGUAGCAUUAGAUUUACCCUUUUGGUUUUUGGUUUGGUUCUUUGGUUCUUUUUUUUGGCGUGGGCGUGGAGCCCGGAC